This is a messenger RNA of Phoenix dactylifera (date palm), 1688 nucleotides long. The record is from RefSeq and is a predicted model, not a curated record. NCBI's taxonomy places the organism in Eukaryota, Viridiplantae, Streptophyta, Magnoliopsida, Arecales, Arecaceae.
GGCCUCUUUGCAGCGUAUGCGAGGGGUGAAACAGGAGCCUGUCGGUUGUUUUGGACUCCCCCCACCACCCGGAUCCCACCAAUCUCCAAUCUUAUCAUCUUUUAUCAGAAUAUCUUCUCCCUUCUUUCUUCGCCUCCCACUGUUUCCGGCCCCUUCUUUAGAUGACUAGCGGGAAACGUCCUGCCUCUUGCCCUUCUGGUGUUGGACUUGCAUGUUUAGUCCCUCUCACUGCCCCCCACCCCCAUCUCCCUUCUGGUGUUGGAUUUGAUGAUGGUUGUAUAGAAAGUCAAGGGAGUAGAGUGGAUUAAUUCCAUGGAUUUCAGAAGGCAGGAUGAGGAGGAGGAGGAUAGCGACAACCCUCCUCCUCCUCCUCCUCCCGCUAUAAGAGAAUCAGCCUUGGGCAGGCCGAUGCUCUCCCCCUCCUCGUCCCUCCUCUCUCCCAGAGGACCAGGAGGAGGAGGAGGAGGAGGAGGGGCAAGAAACGAGACCGCCGGGUCUCUGAGUCCCAAUCCCACGGCCUCCACCCGUGCCAUGGAUUCAUCAGCAGGUGCAAUUCGGUACCGGGAGUGCCUCCGGAACCAUGCCGCCAGCCUUGGUGGUCAUGUCCUCGAUGGUUGCUGCGAAUUCAUGCCCAGCAGCGACGACGCCUUCAAGUGUGCCGCCUGCGGCUGCCACCGUAGCUUCCACCGCAUCGAUGGCGACUCUCAUCCCUCCCAUUCCAACCCCAGCUCUCUUUACCAUCUCCACGACGCCGCCCAUGGUAGAUCCCCCUUCUUGCUUCCACCAGUACUCCAUCCCCAUCCUCCUCCUCCUCCUCCUCCUCUUCCUCCUACCUCUCAUCGCCACCACCAAAAGCAAUUCAUCUCGCCGCCGCCGGCGAUCCUCGAACUUCGCAGCAGCAACAGUACUGCUGGCGGCGGCACGAUGACGGAGUCUUCGAGUGAGGAGCGCAAUGCGGGGGCCGGGCCACCGCAGCGGCCAAGCGUGGUGACCAAGAAGAGGGUUAGGACGAAGUUCACGACGGAGCAGAAGGAGAGGAUGCUGGAUUUUGCCGAGCGGGUGGGUUGGAGGAUCCAGAAGCAGGACGAAGCAUUGGUGCAGGACUUCUGCGCCGAGGUCGGGGUCAGUAGGCCGGUCCUCAAGGUCUGGAUGCACAAUAACAAGCACUCCUCCAUUAGGAAGCCACAGCAGCAAGACCAUCACGACAAGUGACAGGACUCUGAAGGUUUUAGAUGGCGGGGAUGGAAAGAGAGCGGGCUUUGUCAUCAAGAACUCUAGAGCGAGGAUCUUGGCGGUCGGGGACUGUCAGUUAUCUGAUACCUCAAUUCUUGAUGCGGAGUUGAGGGCCGCAUGAGCCAACAUCCGAUAUGCGCGACGUGUUCUGCAGACCAGCUCCAUUCUGAUGGAGGGAGACUCCGCCACAGUGAUUGGAUGGAUCUAGAAAGGCCCGACGAGGUGGGGUCAGACCACCCCUUGACUCGAGAUAUUUGGGAGAUGGGCAGUGAUGGGGUGGCCUUCUAGACCAAACAUGUGUAUAUAGAAAGGCAAACGAAGCCGCGGACUGGGUUGCUGCUUAUGCGGCCAACCACGCGGGAGGUAUGCUAUGGACGACUCAAGGAGAGUUGCUUAGGGCACUCCGGGACGUUUUGUUUUCUGAUUUUAUUGGAUAUAUUCGUACCUGUGUGAUA